AUGAGAUUCGAACAAGACACGGCGUGCAGGGGUACCCACUGCGCCAGCACUCCGCAACCCUCCGCGCUGCAGCAGCGAUCACGGCCCGAGGAGGUGGUGGUGGAGGAGGAGGAGGACUCCUCUGCAAAAGACGUCGACGGUCAACGACGUAUACUUGGCAUAGAAUUGGAGGCUAACGUGGUCGAGGGUGCAAACACGGGGCCGCGGGCCGAGGCGGGGGGGCCUGGGAUGGCGUACCCCGCGUCAGCGACGGCUCUAAAUCAGCACUCGCCCUUCGCAAGCUCGAUCGCCGGCGGAACGCCGCCCGCAAGCAAUCCGAACGGCCACAUCGGUGCCGGCACCGGACAUCUGCCGGCACCGGCGGCACCGCGACCGACGGACUUUAGCGUUUCCUCGCUGCUGACUGCAGCCAGCACUCAUCCGCCUGGUAUUCUAGGUGGUUCGUCGUCACAGAGUAGCGCGUCACCGCCACCCGGCGGACCCGGUAGCCCGGCCGCAGCGCCGGAAACACCGCCGCCUUUGCCCGCGAGCGGCCAACGCGAGUUGUCGCAUCCAUCCUCGGCGGUGGCGGCCGCCAGUUACUUCAGCGCUGCAGCCCUGGCAGCGGCGGGUUUCUACAAUCCCGCUGCUCAUCUGCCACCCACCAGCUCGCCAGGGCCAACCGCAGCAGCUCAUCAUCUUCAGAGCAAGGGAAUACUCGCCGGACAUCAUCACCCGCAUCUGAAUCCGCACGGUAUCACGCCGCCAGGUGCGUCCGACAGAAAAUGGACAAGAGCUCAAGAACAUCACUUCAAAGAAAUGACAAGGAAAUGA
Messenger RNA from Pseudomyrmex gracilis, 813 nucleotides. RefSeq names its product transcription initiation factor TFIID subunit 4-like. Bases 1 to 813 code for a protein of 270 amino acids. The transcript is spliced from 2 exons. The record is from RefSeq and is a predicted model, not a curated record. Lineage: Eukaryota; Metazoa; Arthropoda; Insecta; Hymenoptera; Formicidae.